AUGUUUUUCAAUCAUAUUUGGGGCAAGACACUGCGUGAUGGUGAUCAGAAUGUCUUCGGUGUACGUCGCAAUCCACAUACGACGAUUUCUCCAAUUCGUGGUAUUGAGCAGUAUAUGGAUGUUGCUCGUCAAAUGAAGGUCGACCUCACUCGCGGGUAUCUCUUUCGACCGACGACCCCUGAAGAAGGCAUUCAGGAUUCUCCAUUUACGUCUUCUGCCGCAGAAGCUCGCUUGAAACUUUACUUGGGCACAUGGGGUCUGAUGAGGGAGAGACGUUGCAUUGUUUCAGAGCUGGUUGUGCUAUUCCUCUUGCGCUUACUGGUGCCGAUUUGCCGGAAAUCAUGCAGCACGUGCGUUGGGCACGCCAUCAUACAGCUCUGCAUUAUAUGCAACUUGCUAAGGUCUUGCAUCCGGAGGGUGCUUCAGCUUGUUUAGCUUCUGGCAAUGCAGGAAAUGUGGUCAAUCCAUGGCAAGAUGUCAAUCACUUACAACGAUUUGUGUCAGCGUUUCCUACGAACAUCACUAACAUUUCCUAA
Paramuricea clavata is the source of this 536-nucleotide messenger RNA. Lineage: Eukaryota; Metazoa; Cnidaria; Anthozoa; Malacalcyonacea; Plexauridae. The record is from the annotation of a GenBank genome assembly.